This is a messenger RNA of Anopheles stephensi (Asian malaria mosquito), 1618 nucleotides long. RefSeq names its product thymus-specific serine protease-like. Gene Ontology annotation, molecular function: serine-type exopeptidase activity; dipeptidyl-peptidase activity. Gene Ontology annotation, biological process: proteolysis. The transcript has 3 exons. Lineage: Eukaryota; Metazoa; Arthropoda; Insecta; Diptera; Culicidae. The record is from RefSeq and is a predicted model, not a curated record. Bases 57 to 1553 code for a protein of 498 amino acids.
CCUUCGGUGCGAACAUAUAGUUUGUGGUCGCUGUGUGGGACGGGGUGAGAACGAAAAUGAAGUUUGCGGUAGUGUUCCUGCUGUUGGCCACCUGUGGCGUGGCACUGUCGGCGAAACUUUCCGACAGUUCGAAAGCCGUUUUGACGCCAUCUUUGCUGAGCAGAUAUCGUAGUACCGUGCCGAAAUCGAACCCAUCGGGGAGGAAUGCAAAUAUUACGGUGGAUUUUUUCACCACCGAAGUGGAUCACUUCAAUAACCAAGAUCUGGCUACGUGGAGCAAUCGGUAUAUGGUGUCGAUGGAUCACUUUGUCGAAGGUGGCCCACUGUUGAUCUUUCUCACCGGCGAUAUACCGCUCGAUGAGUCGCUGAUCGACGAAAGUACGCUGAUCAACGAAAUGGCGCGCGAUCUGGGUGGGGCUGUGUUUGCGCUGGAAACACGUUUCUACGGCGAAAGUCAACCGGUAGGAGAUCUCAAUGUGGAGAGCUUGCGGUUACUAAACACCGAACAGAUCCUGGCGGACGUGGCCGACUUUGUGCUGCACCUGCGACGGACCGUGAUCGGCAAUCCGUUCGCGCACGCUCUCGUAGCUGGUACCGGGCUCGGUGGUGGAUUGGCCACGUGGUUCCGCAUUCGGUACCCGCAUCUGGCGGAUGCAGCCUGGUCCUCGAGCGGUUAUCUGCGCGCGGUGUACGAUUUCCAAGAAUUCUCCUUCGGCUGGGCCGAAACGGCAAUCGAAGCGGGCAGCCAGGAGUGCUACAAUCGCAUCUUUAUCGCGUUCCACGUGGCCCAGAACCUGUUCGACGCCGGGUUCGGUGAGGUGCUGUACAAAAAGCUAAAUCUCUGCACACCGGUUGACGCGGACGAUCGUAUCGAGGUGGCGUACUUCUUCAGCGUGCUGAUGACGUCUAUCGAGCUGUACACGCUACGCAAUGGAAACGUUGACGAGUUUAAGACGGUGUGCGAUGAUAUUACGGGCGAAAAUUUCGCCACAUCCCUGGACGCGUUUGCUAGCUGGUUCAACACGAAGUUUGUGGAGGACGAUGGUUGCAUUAUCGUGAGCUUUGAUCAGUUCAUCGAAUCGCUUGGCGAGACGUCCGUGUCGGCUGAGAUUAGCUUGGCAGGAGAGCGUCAGUUCCUGUACCAGCAAUGUACCGAGUACGGUUGGUUCAUCACGACCGAUUCCGAUCUGCAACCGUUCGGUGAGCGCGUUCAGAUGGAGCUGUACUACGAGAUGUGUCGCCGUGUGUUUGGUGAGUGGGUCACGCCCGAGCUUAUGUUCCGGUCGACCGAAAGAACGAACGAUCGGUUCGGCGGUAGCACGCCGAACGUGAUGCAGGUUCACUUCACCAACGGAGCGUUCGAUCCGUGGCGAUACGCGAGCAUCGUGUCCGAUCUGAACGUGUACGCGCUGGCGGACGUGAUUCCGGGUGAGCUGGCCGGUGCAGAUCUGAGGGCUAUUUCGGAGGAAAACGACUCGCAGCAGCUGAUCGAGGUGAAGCGCCGUCUGAAGGAACUGUUUGAAAGCUAUCUGUUCCCAUUCAAUCCACGAUAGGUUACUUAUAUCUUUAUUACACCUCCUGUCCAGUAUGAAAGAAAAAGCAUUUAGCUACAAAAUAA